This is a messenger RNA of Lathyrus sativus (Indian pea), 720 nucleotides long. Lineage: Eukaryota; Viridiplantae; Streptophyta; Magnoliopsida; Fabales; Fabaceae. The record is from the annotation of a GenBank genome assembly.
AUGGAUAAGGGUUAUCGGGUGAAGGUCAAGGCAACAGGCAACGCAGAUCAGGCCAUGUUAGACUCAAUAUCCCGUCUUUCGGCUCUGAUAGAAGAUGUCUGUGUUGUGGAAAGUGGACCACAUUUGACAAAAAAAGAAGCUUAUAUGAUAGUCAGACAUUUGAAAUACGGCCCGGCUAAGAAAGGUGUGAAAAAAUCUCAAGAUGCCAUACAAUCGGAUGUGAAAGCCGCGGAGUGUGAUGUGGAACCAUUAACUGCCACUUCUAGUGAUUCUAUUAACCAUAAGAAUCAGAGUUCUCCUGAAUAUCAGUUUGAAACACAAGAGGCAUUGAUUUCUCAUGGUAACGAGCAAUUUCCAUUCUCAGCUGACGGAUCAGAUAAAAGUGUCAACCACAGAAAUGAUUCAGUUUCUCCACCCGUACUAGAAAAUAGAUAUAAAAAAGCUAGUCAUCAUGGCGAGAACAAGGUUCAACUGAAUGCACGGGUGCCUCCUGCUGUGACUGAAAAUAGGUACAGAAAAGCCGAGCCAAGAAACAGGUCCCAACAAACAACACCAAACACAAAUCCAGUGACAAGAGACACAAACAGGUGGACACCCUCUAAUUCAAAUCACCCUCCUGGAUCAAGAAGUCCGAUGCCUUCCCGUGACAAUAUCCACCCGAAUCCUAGAGGUCCGAAUACAAAAAGUCCCGGCUACGGUCUUUUUAGUAGGGAUACAUAG